UGGAGCCGUCGUCAUGGCGUGUAUCAACCCUGUGCCUCAGCUCUACAGAUCUGUAAUUGAAGAUGUAAUUGAAGGAGUGCGGGACUUAUUUGCGGAAGAAGGUAUAGAGGACCAAGUCUUAAAAGACUUAAAGCAGCUCUGGGAAACAAAGGUUUUGCAGUCUAAAGCAACAGAAGACUUCUUCAGAAACAGCGUCCAUUCUCCUUUGUUCACCCUUCAGUUUCCACAUGGCUUGCAGCAAACAUUGCAAUCAUCAACAGCAUCGUUAGUUAUUCCUGCUGGUAGAACUCUUCCUACUUUUACCACAACAGAAUUGGGCACCUCAAACUCCAGUGCAAACUUUAAUUUUCCAGGUUAUCCUAUUCCCGUACCAGCAGGUGUGACACUGCAGACUGCAUCUGGUCACCUCUAUAAAGUCAAUUUACCAAUUGUGGUGACGCAGACGCCUGGAAGAACAAAUAUUCUUCAGCAUCCAAUCCAGCAAGUAUUUCAGCAGCUUGGGCAAGCUCCAGUAAUACAGACAAGUGUUCCACGACUGAAUCCAUGUUUUCUUCAAGCAGCUACUGCAAAAUCACAGAGAAUGGAGACUGUGCUUCAACAACCGACAGUUCUCUAUCCUGGGAUGAUAGAUCAGAAACAUUUAGAACAUGCCACUGGUGAUAUACUUGUACCUCCUGGAAAUGAGCAUAAAAUAACAUCUGAAGCUUUACUGAGUCAGCCAGAAGGCCCUCAGUAUGUCAGUUUUCCAGGUGUUGUAUUUCCUUCACAGGUCUCUCAAACAAAUUCUACCAUAGAGCCAAUGCUCAGUGCUUCCGCUAGCAUGAUUCAAAAUCUGCAUGGAAGGCCCCUCUCCACAGACUCUCAGGUGAUUCUGCAUCAGCACAGGUCUGAUGUUCUUAAAAAUAGGAGCUUUGGAUGUGAUUCUGUAAAGCAGUCAAGAAACACUGAGGAAGCCAGCACCCUACCUGUCUCAGAGAAGAAUUCUAAUUCUCAGAGGGAUUUAAACAUUCAAGUAGCUGAUGAAGAUGAUGAUGUUAAUGAAAUAAUUCAAAUAGAUGGAACCGGGGAUACAUCAUACAAUGAUGAAAUAGGAAGUGCAAAAGAUAUAGAUGAGAAUGAAUUUCUUGGGACUGUUGAUUCAGGAGUCCUGAAAGUACUUGAAGAAGAAGCUGAUAGUAUAUCAAAUGAAGAUUCGACAGUCAACUGUAGCGAUAAUGAAGACCCUCAGGUAGACAUUGUGGAAGAGGACCCUUUAAAUUCUGGAGAUGAUGUUAGUGAGCAGGAUGUACCAGACCUGUUUGACACAGAUAAUGUAAUCGUCUGUCAGUACGACAAGAUUCAUCGAAGCAAGAAUAAAUGGAAAUUCUAUUUGAAAGAUGGUAUUAUGUGUUUUGGAGGGAGAGACUAUGUAUUUGCAAAGGCCAUUGGUGAUGCAGAGUGGUAAAAUGUAUGAGUUCAAUAAAUCAUAAGCAUCAUUACAACUAUAUAAUGUAUUAUAAAACAUUUUUAUUUCAAAUAUAGUCCAGCACAGAGUUGCUCAAACUUUUAGUUCACUGUAUGAAAUUUAAUAAAACUAUAUCAGAUGCAGAUACAAAAGUACAA
Erinaceus europaeus (western European hedgehog) is the source of this 1602-nucleotide messenger RNA. RefSeq names its product general transcription factor IIA subunit 1 like (gene GTF2A1L). The record is from RefSeq and is a predicted model, not a curated record. Bases 14 to 1444 code for a protein of 476 amino acids. Gene Ontology annotation, biological process: transcription by RNA polymerase II; transcription initiation at RNA polymerase II promoter. Gene Ontology annotation, cellular component: transcription factor TFIIA complex. Lineage: Eukaryota; Metazoa; Chordata; Mammalia; Eulipotyphla; Erinaceidae. The transcript has 9 exons.